AUGACAGACCACUCAUCACAUACACAUUCAGAAGGUUCUAAGGAAAAUUUCCAAGAGGAGCCUCAAGUUUCUCAAGUUCGUCAUGCUGGUGAAGCUAACGAGUUUGUGAUAAUCGGUAACCAAAAGUUCCAUAAGCAUGAAUUGAUGCAGGCCUUCGGUGGUACAUUGAAUCCAGGUUUGGCACCACCUCCGGUAAAUCAGUUUGCUAAUCCUUCUCCAUUGGGUCUUUCUGCCUUUGCCUUGACCACCUUUGUGUUAUCGAUGUAUAAUGCACAAGCAAUGGGUGUGACCACUCCAAACGUGGUCGUCUCGCUUGCAGCAUUCUAUGGUGGUGCUGUGCAAUUCUUAGCUGGUGUGUGGGAAAUGGCAGUUGGUAAUACUUUCGCAGCCACCGCUUUAUCGUCGUAUGGUGCCUUCUGGCUCCUGUACGCAGCAAUCUUUGUUCCUAGUUUUGGAAUCGUUGCCGCUUACGAAGACACUGAACAAUUGGCUCUGGCAGUGGCGUUCUAUCUCUUGGCCUGGGCAUUAUUCACCUUUAUGUUGUUCUUGUGUACGUUAAAGGCGACAGUUGCUUUUGCACUGUUGUUUGGAUUCUUGACUAUGACUUUUGUUUUGUUGUCAGCAGGUGAAUUUACCGGUAAAGUAGCCGUUAGUCGUGCAGGUGGUGUAUUUGGGGUGAUCACAGCAUUUUUGGGUUUCUACAACGCAUUUGCUGGUGUGGCCAAUCCUACAAAUUCUUACUUCAUUGCACACCCAAUUCCAUUGACCAAGCAAUAA
This is a messenger RNA of Dujonia railenensis, 777 nucleotides long. NCBI's taxonomy places the organism in Eukaryota, Fungi, Ascomycota, Pichiomycetes, Serinales, Debaryomycetaceae. The record is from the annotation of a GenBank genome assembly.